CUGUCGACUGGAAUGGAUUCAGCUGUACAUGCAUGCGCUCGCGCACUCAACGUUGUCAUAUAAACAUAAACCCAUGUUUAUAUAUAGGUAAACAGAGAUAUAUGUAUAGUCAAUAGUAGACUGAAGUAUUGGAUUGAAGCUGCCAUUUUAUGACCCGAAACGUUAUAUAUAAAUAUAUACCACAUUUGCAGGUGUUUGCAAUAGGAACAAAGUCAUCCUUGUCAAACGGCCACCGAAGAGCCAAUCACAUUGCAGGAAAACGCGCAAUGUAGUCGCCACUUGAAGAGAUCGCGUUUGCAUCUGUAAAUAUUUAUCAAUAUUAAAAUCCUCUCAAUAUAAUAAAACUGCAUUCUGUAAUUCCUAGCUGCCUUCAAAUUAAAGCGUCUGUCUGUCUUACAUGAAAUGGCUGUCUUAUUAAGUAUUUGUGCGUUAAUUUUCAUCUCAGAAAUACCACAACCAGGCGUGUGCUCAAAGCAAGCAAUGUUUCACAGAAAUGUACAAAAAUACUUGACAAAUCAUGUCAUCGAAACAAAACAGGCAGAGAGCGAGCUAGAAUGUGGCGUGUAUUGCGUUAGACAUGGAUCAUGUGCGUCAGUCAAUUACAAAACUUCUGGAAUUGAUAAAGGUCGGUGUGAGCUCAACAAUAAAACAAUUCAAGAGACAUCCGAUGCUGAUGAGAAAACACAUAACCCAGAAUUCAACCAUAUUGCUAUAAUUAAACAAGUAAGUAAAGUUAUUAGGAUGUUAGGGUUUGUAAUCCAAGUGAGAAUAUAUACAUUUUAAGACCUAACCGGGAACGACUGCGAAAAAUGCAGCACAAGGUCCUCUGGUAGGAAUUGAACCUACGCGGCCCUGCGAUUCCGGUGCAGCGCUCUAACCAACUGAGCUACAGAGGCCAGCUGUUGAGCUGUAACCGUAAGUUCAUGUAUAUAUAGGUAAUCGGGUGUGCGGGUUGUGAUAAGGUGAACUUGAAUGACUUAGAUUCUUGCACUUCAUUUGGUGGAAUUAAUAUUAGAAUGUUAGGGUUUGUAAUCCAAGAGAGAAUAUAUACAUUUUAAGACCUAACCAGGAACGACUGCGAAAAAUGCAGCACAAGGUCCUCUGGUAUAGGAAUUGAACCUACGGCCCUGCGAUUCCGGUGCAGCGCUCUAACCAACUGAGCUACAGAGGCCAGCUGUUGAGCUGCUUAGGCCUUAAAAUGUAUAUAUUCUCACUUGGAUUACAAACCCUAACAUCCUAAUAUUAAUUCCACCAGGUGAAGUGCAAGAAUCUAAGUCAUUUUAAGUAAAGUUAUCCACUUCAUUUUUCACAGUUGCUAUAUAAUAGUUUUGUUUGUGGAAACACCACGUAAAUUUAUAUUACUGCACUAAUAAAUUUACGUGGUGUUUCCACAAACAAAACUAUUAUAUGUUUUAUCGCCAUGCGAACAUACAAAGAAUUUAUAGUUGCUAUAUAGCAUUACAAUACUCAAUAGGGUUGAUGGCAACAAAAAAAGAUACUGCUGAAGAUGAAUCAAAAUAGAUUCGAAAUAUGCAGGGUUUUUUAAAUAGAUGUGUUGUUAUAAUGCAUACAUUUUUCGGAAUAACAUUAGUUUUAUAUAUGCUGAAACUAUAUCAGCAGGUGAAUUAAGGAUACUAUAAUGCCUUAACUUUCACAUUGAGGGAAUUUUCAGAAUUUCAUACAUGAUAAAAUAGCUAUCACAUCUAUACUCAUUUUAAUCCAGUGAUAUUUGACUGAUCAAAAUAAGGUGGAAACACCAAUAUUCCAACAUAUUAUUAGGUCAAAAGCGUUUUAUAGUAUGCUUGCAUUACUCUAAAUGUAAUGAUAUCUGGGGCAGGUUGUAUGAAAAAGUGAUUAAAGUUAACUAUGGUUAAGUGCAAACGUCAUCCAAUAAGAAGCGCCUAUUUGAAAAAAAAAGUAAUCACGAGUUUUAUACAACCGGGUCCUGCAUGGGGCCGGUUGUACGAAGGUCAGAUGGCGCUAUCCAGUGGUGUAGUGACUUUUUCAACCUUUGUAAAAUGCUUGAAAAACUGUGAAACUACGGAUAUAGAGGACACAAGAAGUAUAAAAAAACAUUUAACUUAUAAAUAGUAAACUUUAAUACGAGUUAUACCAUUCAACGACUGAUUUAACAAAGUUUUAAAAAAUCACUAUCCCGUGGAUAGUGCCAUCCAGCCUUCGUAUACAACCGGCUCCUGAUCCCUACCCUAACAUUGCAAGCGAGUUCGUUUAGUGUAAAAAUUAGUGAUAGUCCGCUCUGACGCUCUGGCAGAGCAAUAAAAAUAUCCUAAAUUCGCUAUUUCGACAAAGAAAAAUAGGUAUUUAUAAUUACUCUGUAUGGCCUAUACUUACUACACAGAUUUGCCAUUGAUACACUAUAUGUAAAACGAGUACCGAUAUAACUAAAACGAAGAUAUAAGGAUCGCUUUCAAUAUAGGUUCUCUUUGCAGAAUGUUGCAACAAAACGAUAUAUAUUUAAUCGAAAUUCAUGCAACGGUCCUCAUUUAAUUAACGAACAUUUUUAGGUGUGGCAUAAAUAAACGAGUAUACUCGUAAAUAAAGCUGUUUAAGGAUAACAUAUAUACAACCUGUAAUAUUAUGUACCUGGUGCGUAACACUAAACGUGAUUUGCUGAUUACUGGUCACGUACGUGGCUUUUGAUGAAUGCAAUAUUUUCCACCGGGACACAAGUAAAAAAUUGUUGCCCUCUCUGACAGGCUACUAUAUACGUAAACAAAUGAGUGGAACCGAGAUAACUUUUUACAGUUGACAAAAAGAAUACAUGCAGAUAGGCUUCGGUGGCGCCACCUUAAGUAUCUCUAUAGAAGCCGAAUGUUUAAGUCUUUUGGUGGGAUAAAUACUACGAUUAAUAUAAUAUGAUUGUUUUUUAACCCAAUGCAAAAAUAUUGAACCUUUGAUUUAUUAUAGCGAAGUAAUACCACCAAAUAUGACAGGGGACAUUUUUUUGGGACACCCUGUAUAGGCGACAGGAAAUUUUGCCCAAGCUUUUUUACAAGGUUCUUGUAAGUGUGAUAUUGUACAUAUUAUUAAAGGAUUUUCAUUCAUUAAAUGAAAAUGUUGUGUGAAUUUUGUUUACUUUUUCUGGCUUGCUAUAUAUAAAACAAAACACUUAAUGUCUGUUUUCUCGGAACAUAGACCACUUGCAGUACAUAUAGUCACUACAGUAUAUGUAUAGUUCGGGUCUAUACGUGUGUAGCAAGUUUUGUUUUCCUUCGAGCUCAAUGUUUCUCUCGACUUAGUUUUAGGAAACAUCUGUUUAUGAGGGCGAGUUACCCACAGGGCCGCCGAGAGGGGGGCCAAGGGGGCACUUUGCCCCUGCCCCCAGCUCCCCAAUUAACAAGGCAAUUUCUCGAUUUGAAUUCGUUCCACAAGCAUGAGCAUGCAUGGUCAGCGUGAAUAUAUAGCUAUAGGGAAUCAGUAUCCUUUAAGCAGACUACAAUUUUUGUUCUUAAUUUCCAGAAACACCCAGAACCACUUUCAAGAAGCGCUCCGCCUCAGGCAACACAAAAAUCAUCAUCAAGUAAGGUUUAAAAUCAUAUAUAUUAACCCAUUAUAACUACACGACUAAUCAGGAUUGACCUCAUGUACACAAGUAAAAAAUUGAUUGUAUGGUUGGAAAAGGUUCAGAGUAAUUGCGAACAUCUAUUCCGCAAUCUACGCUAUUUUUACCGAAAUUAUCCUCGCACUGGCCCCACAAUUAAAGCCAGCGAAAAUUAAAGAUGAUACUUGACAAUAAUGCUUUGAUUGACGUGAACUCUCAUUAUCAUAAAAAAAUAUAUUUGUAUUUAACUUCCUCAUAAUGUGCUAACCUUUAUAUAGCAAAAUCCAAAAGGUUUAACAACUCAGUCAAUAGGGUGAUAGAAUAUAUUAAUGUUUGCAGUGAACUUUCGUAAUGCGAACUUCUUCUUUAUGGCAGAAGGUUUAACAAGUCAUCCAACAAGUAAGUUCACACGGAUCACGGUAACUAUAGGGUAAAAAUUAUUUCAGUGAUAAUAAAUAAUGCGAAUGGACCUAUUCCCUAAUGGACAAAAGUUUGAUCUAGACAAGUCUAGACAACAAUUUCAUCACAGCUUGAAAGAGCAUCACAAAAUUAGUAAUAUUCCGAAGUUUCGUCGCGAAAUGUUGUAAAAUGCGGAUAAUAUAGCCCUGCGAAGUUUGCCGUUUUUCAGUCAUUUUGUAUUACGCACGGGAAAUUAAUACCGCUUUCUGAAAAAAGGUAUCAAUUUCCCGUUUAUUUGUAAUGCAAAAUUACUGAAAAACGGCAAAUUUCGCAAGGCUAUAUUAUCCGCAUUUUACAACAUUUCGCAACGAGACUUCGGAAUAUUACUAAUUUUGUGAUGCUCUUUCAAGAUGUGAUAAAAUAUUUGUCCAGACUUGUCUAGAUCAAAAUUUUGUUCAUUAGGGAAUAGGUCCAUUGUCUACUUCCGUACGAUUUUUAGAUGAAUCACAGUCUCUUAUAGAGUCACAAGCGAAGAAGUGGAGCACACGACUAUAAUUUUCAAAUUAAGAUCAUCCUGUUUUUAUAAUUGACCACAAUACUAAAUAAAACAAAAAAAAUAAUAAUCUAUAUACCAUGUUAUAAAAUUGAAAAUUUAUUUCCUAGGCUAAUAGUUAAGAGAAUUUCAUUUUAUAGCAAAUCAAGAACUGUUAUCAUCUUGUAAGGAACUACUGCAAAGAAACAGGUUUGUGAGUCACCACAACGUUGAAGGAUUUUGUAGGCUAGAUAAAAAUUUCGAGUGUAAAUUUUAUACAUCUAGUCGGACCUAACCAGGAGCAACUGCAGCAAAUAAAACUAUAUGGGUCCGCUAGCAGAAAUCGAAUCUGCAGCUCUGCGAUACCGGUGCAGCACUCUAACCAACUGAGCUGUAGAGUCCAGUAUACCAUUACUGUGUGUCAUAUCGAAAAACGAAAAAAAAGGGAUACGGCAAUAUAUAUUUUCAUUAUUUCAUUAGAACUUUUAAAAUUAUAUGUUAAUCUCCUUUACAGAUUUUGCGUAACUUUAUUAUUUCUUGAAAUAUUUUGACUUAAAAUAAUUUGCUGUCCGCCAUCUUGGAUUAAUUUUUUAUCUCAUUAUCGGUGAUUUUACUGACGUCAUAAGCAAAGUUAGCCAUAUAAAACUGCAUAUAAAUGACCAAAUAACAUUAAGUCUUGUUUGAAAAGUCGUCAGACAGUUUUUUAUUUCAAAUAGUUACUGAAGUAUAUGAUUUUCGGCUCACAAUAACCAAUUGCUCUAUGGAUAAAAUUCUUGCGUGACCCUGCUUAUGAUGUCAUAUGCAUGUCAUAAUUAUUUUUUUCUCAAAUGUAAAUAGUCGUAAUCCUUAAUACUUUUUAUGCCUGUAAAUAUCAAAAUAGUGCGAGGGCCGUAUGUUAGAUAACUUUUACGGUUAAUACGUUUUCCCUCGUGAAAUAAAGUUUCUAUUCUAUUCUGUUCUAUUCUAUUCUAUUCUAUGCAUAUCCGCCAAAAUCCAAGAUGGCGGAAAGCUCGCUGAUUUGUGAAUUUUUCUGUUCAAAUAUCUCAAGAAAUAAUAAAGUUACGCAAAAUCGGUAAAAGAGAUUAGCAUAUAAUUUUAAAAGUUCUUCCAAAUGAAAUAAUAAAAAAAUAUAUUGCCGUACCCCUUUAAUAAUGAAAAGCAUUCGAUUUGAAAUGUUGUGGUAUGGUUGAUGUCUCGACAUUCUAAAGGGACUUUGAGAGCUAGAGCAGUUCAAAUGAAACUGAUAUGCAUGGAAUCGAACUAUUCGACAUAAUGAAGUUAGUUUAAUCAAAUUGUACUUUAUAAUGUCUUAUGUCUUUAUAAAUAUAAUAUCUUCUAUAUACCACAAGCAAGCAAGUAAAGAAUAGAAUCAGAAAUUUUUCGUAGCUUAUUGGAAAUGUGGUGCAAAUACCUUAUUCAAAAACUUCGGACCAAGUUGGGGUUUACACGCGAUGUUACAAUAUGGUCUUGCUAAUAUUCACAAAACUUCGUACUAUUUAUAGGUCACUCAGCAAUGGUGUUUACCAACUACGAAAUAAUGAUUCACUCCAACAUUAUAAAGUUUACUGCCACAUGACUGAAUUAUCUGGAUGUGGCCAAGCAGGUUGGACACUAGUGAUGAAAGUAGAUGGGAGCAAGGUACGAAUAAUCUUAGCCUAACAUAAUCUCUUCGAAUGCAUAUAAACAUGCAUGACAAGCAAUAAUAUACAGGGUGUAUAAAAAAACUGAACAGAUUUGAAAUUGCUCUUAAUUUCGCAAACAGCUACUAGUAUCCAGUUUUUGAUGUAUAUAGCUUCUUUGGGUUCUUAUAAUGUAGGAAAAUGAAAAAAAUUUCUCGAACUCAAAUUUUGUGAACCAGGGGGGUGUCUUUUCCAACAAACUAAAAAUGGCUUGCGCACGAAAUGUAGAAGCUUUCAUCGUAUUUUAAGUUAAUAGGUGGAAAAUUCGUUGGGUUUUUAAUUACUGUACAAAAUUUCAGACAAUUCUCUUUAGUUUAACCCCUUUAACGAUUCACGCAAACUCGCAUAUUCUCUUAAAAAAUCAGCUAUUUGCAUGCUAAUUAAUGCCUUUGCUUAAUUUGCAUAUGUCAGCAAUAUGCAAAUUAGGUAAAGGCAUUAAUUAAGCAUGCGAAAGGCGGAUUUUUUAGGAAAAAAUGAAUAGUUAAAGGGGCUUAAACUAAAGCAAAUUGUCUGAAAAUUUGUACAGUAAUUAAAAACCCAACACGUUUUCCAUCUAUCAACUCAAAAUUCGAUUAAAGCUUUUAAAUUUCGUACGAAAGCCAUUUUUAGUUUGUUGGAAAAGAUACACCCCCUGGUUUACAAAAUUUGAGUUCGAGAAUUGUUUUAUUAUUCUACAUUAUAACUGUCCAAAGAAACUAUAUAUAUAUCAAAAACUGGAUACUAAUAGCUGUUUUGCGAAAUUGAGAGCAAUUUCAAAUCUGUUCAGUUUUUUUUUAUACACCCUGUAUAGAGAAAUGAGUACACUUUUUGCUUUACAGAAUGACUUCAACUACAGCUCUCCUUACUGGACAAACAAGGAAACCUACGCAAUUGAAGAUGGGCUUCAAGGUUUGAAUGAAAAACAAACAAAACUCGCUUCUUACUGGAACACGCCGUUUAACAAAAUAUGUCUCGGAAUGAAAGUCAAUGGUGCUACAAAAUGGAUAGCGUCAAACUACACCACCAUCUCGUUACAUAGUGUGAUCGAAGACGGGACAUUUAAAAGAACAACCAUUGGAAAGGAAGCAUGGAAAUCUCUUAUCAAUGGUUCGUCAUUGCAAAAAAACUGUAAUCAAGAAGGUUUCAAUAUGGUCACCAAAAAUAAGUUCAAACGUUAUGCAUUUGCUUAUACCAAUGUACGGAUUGGAUUAGUGGCAAAUAAUCAAAACGACUGCGAGAGUUGUAAUUCGUGUAUUGGCUUUGGUACUUCGGUACUUGGAUGUGAUGGCGAUGUGAGAAAUACAUCUUGCGGUAAUAUAAUGACUUUUUACUGUAUUAAUCCAGAAAAUAAUGACACUGCAGCGUUUGGAUACAUACUUGUACAGUAGCAUUGCAAUAAUACUCGGGACCAACUCAGAUAUAUACCAUGUAUACAUCAAAGUUUAAAGUUAGAGACUUGUUUGCUUUGACUAUUGUAUUUAUUGUCUGUUUUGAGAAAAGAAUUCCAGACAAAAAUGGAUUUAUUAGAACAUGCAUCCAUAAUUAUGUAAUGGUGAAACAUAAUUGGAAAUGGCUAUGGCAAUUUUUCAUAGAAACUGUUAGCAUUGAAGAAAAUGAAGGUUGAUUUAUUAUAUAUCGUUAUUUCUAACGUAGUUUUAACUUGUACAUGCUCUUAAUUUGUGAAAUAGAUUUUCCAAAAUGGUGUAUAAGUGCAUUUGUGAAGUUUAAUGAAAAACGUCUAUUGCCUCAUAUUCUAUAUAUCUUAGAAAUCAGAAGUUGCAUAUGUAUGGAUUGUAAUGGAUUGUCAUCGACCACCAUGUAAGCUCGCUUUUUAAUGUGAUCGCAAGCGGGGUCUCCACUACAACAACCGCUGGAAGGAGUAGUUAGAAAUCGCUCAUCGCAGGCUCGUCUUACAAUCCAACUGCAACGAUGAAGGGUCAGUUUAAUGUGAAAUAUCAAACUAGCCAUGUCUGCAUGCAUGCUAGGAUUGCGUUAGGUCGCACACUAAUCAAAACAAUUGCAAUAUACAUGUGAUUCGCGGUAUAUCGGAUUUGCGGUUUCUUUUUAUGCUUGUUAUAUGGGCAGUCUCCAAUAACAUGUGGAAAUUUUUCCGUUUGUCACAAAACAUCUCAUUACAAUAAGGACACCUUACAGCAUUUGGAUCUAUACUCGUGCAGCAUGCAGUAAUGUACAAGUAUAAGUACAGACGAUUUCAUUAUAUUCUGACCCUGGUAAUGGCACAAGUAUAUAAUAAACAGGUUAUCAUAAAUGUCACGAGUGAGCAUACACAUACAGUACAUAUCUGCAUAUAUAUAAAAAUUUUAAUUUAAUCCAAAUCUAAUGUCUAUAAGAGUCUGAACGGUAUGUUUAAUUUGCAGGUAAGCAGAUUAAUUUUUGGACAAUUUUUACUUGCGGCUGAGUUCAUCACCAGACAGCACACAAAGUUUACAUAAGAUAUAUUUGCAGGCAAGAGAACACUUUGUAACCAGAGAACUUCGUUAACGAUGUUAUACUUUUUCGCUAGAUGGGUAAUACUUUCACUUUACAUCGUUCGGUUAAAACUGGUAUACAGCUCUGAAGAAGUUUUAUUUGAUAGACAUGCGGACAGCUAUUUAGACGGUUUUGUUAUUAGAGCAAAGCGUACAAAUACUGAAGUUGAAUGUGGAAGUUACUGCAUGAGCGAGCCAUCGUGUGUGUCUGCGAAUUUCAUGGUUCAAGGAGUAAACAGGGGUCUGUGUGAGCUCAAUAGCGAAUUAUUGGAAGACUUUCCUCAGAAGAAAAUUCAAAAUACUGAUUUUGUCUAUCUUGCAAUUCUUGAGAAGGUAAGAAUAUUAUAAUUAUUUAGAAACUAUUCCGAAAAAAGUGUGCACUAUUGUACAAUUGUUUUAUUACAAAGCGUAUAUUUCGAACCUAUACAUGACUCAACGUCAGCAGGAAAAGAUGGAUUCAAAAUACAUAAUUUCAACAAAAAUUGUACAUAAUAAAUCAACACUUUAUUCAGAAUUUUAUUUUAUAUUUUUUAUUUUUUAUUUUAUCUAGUAUUUAUGUGUUUGCAUGCUGUAUUUGAAAUAAAACUUUCGAGCAAUAGAAUUUCAUUUGGUUUUUUAACGCACACAAUUCCGAAAACGAUUGAACAAAUUUAGAUUAAUUUUUGGACUGCAUGCAAAAGUAAUUAAUUCAUGCACUGCAGACAACCCUUUGAAGCAGAAAAUAUAGAACGUUCAAAUGAUUGUGUAAAAUAAUUAUUUAUAGUCGUGGCUAUUAAAAAUGGGUUAUACACUAUGUGUCGUACAUUCCUUUUGAAAACCUUCUUAAAGCGCUCUCGUUGUCUCCAACUUAACAGCUACAGCAUUUAGAAUUUUAAGUAAUUAAAAGGAAUUAAUUCAAUAAAAAUUUGAUGAAAAAUCCAUCCGCAAUACAAUAUAAUCAUGCAAGCUGCAUAAACAGCGAAACAUCGCGGAAAGGCAAAGUUUGUGGACUCUACAAUAAAAUGAUCGCGAGUUCUUUAUGAAGGAUUAGCCCAGUCCCAUGCAUAUCGUAUUUACAAAUAUGUCGAAAAAUAUCAUAUUUACUGGAUGACGAAUGUCAAUCAGUGAUAACGAUCAACUGCAUGUGCAUGAUAAGAUUUACCUAGUAUGUUAAUAUAGAAAAACAGCUGUUUUGUUAUCUUUGUUAACAGUGUGCAUGUCAAGGACAUUUCUGGGGUAGGUAUUUUUCGAGUUAAGCCCUUCGAGUUAAGCCCUUUUCGAGUUAAGUCCCUGCCACGCCCUUUUUCGCCGGGGGCUUAACUCGAAGUCAAUUAACGAUUUAAGCAUUCGAGUUAAGCCCCGACAUUUGGUGGAUGUAAACAAGUGAUGCGUGUAUACUCGCAAAAAUAUUGGCAAAUAUAUGUAAGGAGGGAGAAUGUAAAAUUUCAGCAAUUUUAAGAAAUAUAUUUUAGUUAGUUCUCUGUUGCUUUGCCUACAGUUUUAUACAGAAAAUGACAUCGUGAAACGAGGGAGUUCAAUAAGGAUUUGUAAACAACAGCUUAUCCAAGGCGGCAAUUACAGCUUUAACAACUAAAUAAUAUAUAGCGGCAUUUACAGAACGCAAAUCUUAGGCAUGUUCAUAUGGAAGUGAGCUACCUUUCUAAGAUCUAGACAAGAUCUAGGACUAAAAUAUUAUCUAAACUCGUUUUAUAGUUUUCCGGUGACUAUUUACAUGACACAAGCGAGUAACUCAUCUUGCCAUGCAAGAACCCGUCAGAGAGAGAACAGGCAGGAAUAAAUUCAAACUAUUACAAGUGGUAACAUGCAGAUACAAAUAUUUCCACUAAUUACCAACGGCAAAUAAUAACCGAACCACAACAACGGUAAAUCAAUCAGAAUGAUCAAGAAUGAAGUUCUAGCUAGUAAAACCAUUUUCUAAAAAAAAAUUCAGUAUGAUGUCACGCUGUAGUAUUCAUGUCCCCUACUUCGGAGAAGAGAUAUAUCUUAUUCGAGUAGGCCCGCAUGUGCUUGUCCUAGUAUAGCUAUACGAGAAGCAAGAUUUUCAGAUGAAUUGCGUAUUUAUCAUUAAUAAAAAGACUGAACCUUGAGAACCUUAUAUUCUCUCAAAUUCUCGAUAUCCCAUGUUAUAAUUAAAAGUCAGCACAGAAUGGUCUUAUUGCACAUUUAAUCGUAUGGGAAAAGGCCCGCAUCAAGACAUUGUCCCGGCAGUUGUAAUUUCUUUAAAAAGCCCUGAGUGACUUUCAUUAAUCUGACACACACAUGCACUGACACACAUGGAUUAAUGGAAGCACUUUUCUAUACCACCGUCCAUAAAAACUGAAUCUUCAAUUGAGUUUUGAGAUUUAUAGUUUUCACAAUAAUUAUACUUUGACGAAAUUGUGGCAAAUGUGAAUAGUUAAUUGUAGAAAGAAUGCAUGAAAAAAGUAGUUGAUCCUUUUAUAUUUUUCCGUGAACAAGUCUUUGAAAACCUAUUUUAAAACGGUUAUAAUUUCUCAAAAGUGCUGUCUAAACGCGGAAAAUGGAAUUUCACAAAGACAAAAUCAAGAAUUUUCCGUGGUAGGGUGUGGGUGGUGUUGGUUGGUGGAAGUGGGGGGAGUACUCUCCCACUAAAAUUCAAUCUUCUUCCGAAAAAACGGUAGCAGACUAAACUGACACGUCUUCAAUAUCAUUGCAGGAUUGCCGAGAAACCAAACAAAUAUUUUCAACAAGUAAGUCAAGGAAUACCAUAAAGAAAAACGUCUAUGUUAAUGGACCUUUCCCCUUAUAACUAAAAUUUUGAUCUAGACAAAAAUUUCAUCACAGCUUGAAAGAGCAUCACAAAAUUAGUAAUAUUCCAAAGUUUCGUUGCGAAAUGUUGUAAAAUGUGGAUAAUAUAGCCUUGCGAAGUUUGCCGUUUUUCAGACAUUUUGUAUUACGCAUGGGAAAUUGACAGCCCAAUUGGGUGUUGGGGCAUCAAUUUCCCGUUUGUAAAACAAAAUGACUGAAAAUUGCAAAUUUCGCAAGGCUAUAUUAUCCGCAUUUUAUAACAUUUCGCAACGAAACUUCGGAGUAUUACUAAUUCUGUGAUGCUCUUUCGAGCUGUGAUGAAAUUUUUGUCUAGACUUGUCUAGAACAAAAUUUUAGUUAUAAGAGGAAAGGUCCAUUGAUCAUAAAGUUUAAAAAUUAUCAGUAUAUUUCAUUAAAAUAGAAUCAAUAGUCAAGUCUCAAAUAUGUCGAAACAAUACAGAAUAUAUGGUUGUGUCAGCAAAUUGUAAGACUAUCUCAUUUAAUAUAUAAUUCAAAAAGAAUAUAUGUAACAAAAAUGCGCAUGUAUAAGCAAAACUUUUUUAUUCAAUAUCAUCUGAACUAGCAGUAAUUGCUUUUAGGAACAAAGAAGUGUCUGUCGUUCAAUUCGUGCAAGGAAAUACUGGAAGAAAAUAAGUAUGCAUGAUAUUGUGUGUUUUUUGUAAUAUUACACACAACAAUACUAUAGUUUUAACGAUGGGAAAAGUGACAAUAUUAUAUUGUUAAUAGACUGUACUGUUUGUUGAACUGUUUCAUACCUCAGUGACCUCGUUUUCAUGUGGUUAUAUUCUCAUGAUUCGUGCACAAUAGCGAUAAGAAUAGGUUUGUGACUGGGCACAAAAUCAAGGGGAAACAUAAUUCGUGCAUGAAACAUGGGGAUGUAACCUCCAUGCAUGUGAGCCUGCCAUGCUAAAACAUGCAGGCAUGCAAACAUGAAAACGAGGUCAUUGCAUAUAGGGUAAAAGUGCAUUAAACAGUAAAGUCUAUUAAUUAAGUUUAUUAAACCCUUAUAUUGUAGAGUUCAAUCAUGCAGUGAUUUGUUCUAUCUAGAGAUAAAAGUGGGAGGCAUCUCUCCUUAAUAUGUUACUCAGGAGAAAACCGGAUUAAAAUGGGCUAAACUAUAUUCAGAAAAUUGCUUUUUUUACUAUUUAGUACAAUCAACUGAGAUGCAAGUAAAGUGAAAUUAUAAUAGCCCAUUGCAUAUUACAGGAAUCGAGCUCCAUGCAAUCACAGAGAAAGAAGACACAUGCAUGUGUACUAACGAUGGCUAGACCAAUAGACAAUUCCAGCUUUUAGUUUAUGCGUGCAGGGAGUGAUGGGAAGUAAGUAUUGCUGAUUAUGCUGAAAAAAAUAAAAAUUGCGGCCGCGUAAACAUGGAGUGAUAGCUUAUACUUGUAAAUAUUGAAAUAUUUCAGUUGUUUCGGCAGUUUGUAUUGAAAAUUUUCAGCAUAAUCAGCAAUAUAUGAUACCUUACUUCCCGUCACCUCCUGCGCGCAUAAAUUAAAAGCUGGAAUUGUCUAUUCCUGUCGAGUAUUUUAGGGAGGCUAAUCUCACUCUCAUGGGCAUAUGCAAAUUUUGACAUCAGGUAUUUGAAGUAUAUAUUAUUGCACUGCAAGUCACAGGAAAAAUUACUUCUUUAGUAUGACUUAAUUUAUAUCUGCAAAUUUCUUUCGCAAUACAUAGAAAUGCCGAAAGCGGAACUUACACAUUAUAUGCUGGUUCGACACAACCAUACGAUGUAUUCUGUCACAUGACCAGAAUUCAAGAAUGCGGAGAUAGGAACGGUUGGACACUUGUUAUGAAAGUGAAUGGAACUAAGGUACGCAAGUGUAUAAGCUUCAAUUUAAACUAAUGCCUCUGAUUUUCAGACUACAUACGAAAAACAUUAAUUUUACAAUCAUUAUAGCUUGUUAUAUCAAUCGUUACUGUUCUGCCUGGGUCAUCCAUCAUUCCUACGUACACGUCAGGAAGAAGCCAUAAAUUACCCUGAGAAAACUUUAGAAAUCGUUACACGAUUGAAAGCACUUCCAUACUACGUCCUGUGCCACAUCCCUAAGAAAUACAGAAGAAUUUCUUUAAAAGCUAAAUGAUUUUUAUUAAAAUCUUUAUGCAGGAGUAUAUACAGUUCCGCCUAUUCCCGCUUUUGCUAUUUAUUGUGUUUAUAACAGCAAAAGCACCGUAACAAAAGCUAUUAUAUUAUAAGUAUAUAACUAUAUAUUCAAAUUAGUGUUCUUUCUACUUCUUUUAAAUUAAGAGAACAUUUGGUCACAAUUCGCCUUACUGGAUGAACAAGGAAAGUUAUGCAGUUGAAGAUGGACUUGAAGGGUUAACAGAGAAAGAAAGUAAACUGGCCUCUUAUUGGAACACUCCUUUCAAGAAAAUAUGUCUUGGUAUGACCGUUGAUGGUGACAGAAAAUGGAUGAUGUUAGAUUACGAAGCAAAUUCGCUGUACAGUGUGAUCGCAGAUGGAAAACACCGAAAAACAGCCGCUGGACUUGCAGCGUGGGCUUCGCUAAUCAAUAAAGUAUAUUGGUGGCACAGGGGCUGUAAAAUAGAAGGCUUCAAUGUAAAGAAAGGCAGUUUGUCAGCCCGUAUUGGUUUUGCUUCUAAUGAACCAGCGUUGUGCGAUGGCGUUGGCUCAGCUAUUGCUUUCGGUAUGCAAUUUAAGAAAGUCAGUGCGGCGAAGAAUAGCGAGAUAUCAGCUGGAUAUGCUUAUACAUCCGAAGAAUAUUUUGAAACUAGAGCAUUCGGAUAUAUCUUAGUUUCUUAGUGUAUCAGCAUGUGGCACAACACCAAAUAGCCACGUCUGGUCAAAACUAUAUUAUUACCUUAUAACUUCUAAAUAUAACGCUAUCAGUGAUAAAUAGAUAUAGAUAGGUAAGAUAGCUACAUAUAUAUACACAUUGUCAUAUUGAUAUCAUCAGAUUGCUCUCAAGAUUCCUCUUGGACGAAACAGGCUGUAGUGGCAAACCUUAUUGUGACAUACGAAGUAUAUACAUAUAUAGCCGGUGACAUACGAAUUAAGUUCGAAGUGUCCCGCCAUUUUCAUUCUUGUUUGGAAAAUACAAAUGGUCUUCAGUCCGUAUAUAAAACGAAAUUAACGUCGGAAAUAAAACGGAAAGUAGGCCUACUAUACCUAUAUCAAAGAGUUUCGCAAAAACACUUGAAAAGACAACUAUGGAAUUUACUAUGGGAAAUAUGGGGCAAGUUUGCUUUCAUUUAAUGUUUAAUGCAUGUUUAUGAAUUUUGUUGCUUUAACUUAUAUAUAUAUAUAUAUAUAUAUAUAUAUAUAUAUAUAUAUAUAUAUAUAUAUAUAUAUAUAUAUAUAUAUAUAUAUAUAUAUAUAUAUAUAUUUCUUGCUAAGCCGAUAUUGUGACGAUACAGUGAAAUUCAUAUUUCAAUCUUUGAAUUUGUAAUCUUUGAGAGUAAUAUGAUACUCUUUCGGCUGCAACACAUGAUUAAUCUGUUGCGUUUUAACAUUUCUUUCUGAAAAGAAUAUUUUAUUAUUGUCUCGUAACACACGAAGACUUAGAAUUUUACUAUUUUUAAAAAUUACAAAUUCAGAAACAAUUUCAAUACGUAACAAAUCAUUGCCACCACCUCGCCCUAAAUAGCAAUUUAUUUCAGCACCCAAAAUCUGGGAGCCACGUGACCAGCCGGCACCAGCUAGGGUAUUUCCGCGGCAGGGUGUGAGCGAAGGUAAUAUCCUGAGUACGAGGUUGAUUUUAUUGCUCCCUGCAGGCUACAAUACAGUGCAUUAUAAACCAACAUGCAUCUAUUCAAUAUUAAUACCUCCUAAAUAAUUAUGAACUACUUUGAUAUAAAUAAGAAAGACAGUUGUAUUAAAGGACCCUAAAUUGCAUAGCAUAUCGUUUUUUUUCAUUUUAAAAUUAAUUUUAGUGCAAACAUUAAUUUGACAGUUAUAUAUUACACAUAAUAAAUAUAACUUUCGGCGAUGCUAUAUAUACUGUGUGCUGUGAAUUUAGAAAUGUAAUCUAUAAAUCCAUUUUACAACAGUCAUAAGUCAGUGCAGGCAGAACAGUAAUUACUUUUAGUCACAUAACAUGCAUGCAGUAACGGAAGAAUAUAAACAAGCUUUCGCUGGUAGGGAUGCAACUACCAGAAAAAUAUAAGGAUAAUUUCGACGUUUCGAGCGAAGGUCCUUCGUCUGAAGUAACUAGCGGGAAAAUAUAAGCGUCACGUGACAAAAAAACCAACCAAUCAGAUGGAUUUAGUCAAAACAAAGUAUAAACAAAAAAUUUAAUCAAUGCAGCACAGAGAAUAUAUAUUAAUACAAAUAUACAGAAAACUACAGCAAAUACUGGAAGAAUGCAGUUGUUGCUGUUGUUGUUGUAAAAUGCAAGAAUUUCAAGUUAAUUUGGGAGAAACUAUGUCCCGUCAGUCUUCGAUGUUAUCCUUCGUCAAACAUGUCCGUAUUUCGUUCGUAAUAGGCCUACGGCUUUGUUGGUUGUUGAUAUUUCUUAAUUUUCAAACUUUUGGAUUUGGGAUUGACUUUUGCUUUGAUGGCUCUAAGGAAGGUAUAGGUUUUCAUGAACUACGAUUUUUUCAAAUGACUCAAUUAUUUUAAAGAAAAUAAUUACAUGAAAGUUAAUAAUAUAAAAUGCAGCAUAUAGCUGAGAACUUCAGAUAUAAAAUAUUUAAAUGGCGCAUGCAGUUAUACUUUUAGCCGUAUAUAAGCGUGUGCAUGAAAGAAGCGUCCUUUUGAAUGCACUAGAUAAAGUUAACCAUUUAAGGGCCUCGACUGCUCAUAUGAGCCCAUGUAGCUAACCGGAAACUCGCCCAGUGAGAUCCGCAUGUCAAUGCUAAAGCAUAUAAAAUUCAAUUCGUGUUCAUAUGAGAAACGAGCGAGCUCGGCUGUAGGUCAGAUCUCACCUUGCGGAAGGUGGGAUCUUAGUGAAGUGGGAUAAAUUCAGUCUCCAUAUGAACACUACGUCCCACCUGACUGGGAUACUUGCCUAUAAUAUAGUAUUGAACUUUUGACCUAUAAUAUAGUACUGAACGGCAUAUUCAGAAAGCAUAAACAAAAAAUAAACAAUAAAAACAUUUUGAAGUCGCAAAGGUUGCAUAAUGUCGUCCCGCAUACUGAAAUCAAAUAUUGUGAUGGAUUUUCUGGCGAAUUAUCACGUCAUUUAUAGCCUAUAGUCUAUAGUCUGCAUGAAUGUAGAUGGAAUUUUGUAGAUGCAAUUUUCGAACGAAGAUUUAUAUACAAAUACAGACGGGAGCAACUGCGAAAAAUUCAAAUUUACCCUAUCCCACGCACAAAUCGAACACCUGCGGCCCUGAAUUCCAGUCAUUUUGAACGAAUUUUUCAAAAGAUAAGUACGUAUAUGGGUAAGUACAGUAUAUGGCCUAAAAUUAAUCUUCCGUUCCCCUUUAAAGAUCAUUUUUUCAGAGGUACAGCAAUCAAAAUUGUUCACGUCCAAUCUGGAGUGGAUUGUAUCCUACAGUGUAUGCUUCAAGAUAAAUCAUGCAGAUCUGUAAACUUCAGAAAAAUGUCGUUUAACAAUGGUACUGGAAAUUGUCAGUUUCUUAAUGGUGUUGAUUCAGCAAAUCCAGAGCUAUUACACGAAGAUGAAAACUUUGACUAUUACAUACUACUUCAGCCCAACAGGGUAAGUAUCAGUAUAGAGCUACAGUAAUGCAGUGUCAACAAUGAUAUAUGCUGGAAAUUGUGAAUUGCUAUAUAUAGAAGCUCUGCAUUUUCUGAAUCGAAUCCAUACGAAGAUAAAUACUUUCAUUCACUUUUAAAUACUAGAGUAUAGGUGUCAAUCAUGUGGUGCUCAAAGAUUUUAACUACUAGCCUAUACUCCAUAGCAUAUAGCGCUAAUAAAAAGAUAGCUGGUCUUGAAAAAUAAUUUGUUGCAACUUGCAUUGUGAACAUCCAUCUCGAACGGUAUAGCUACUAACUUCACGACGAAGGUCGAACAGUUUCGCUUAUAUUUUUCAGAUACAGUUAUACCUCUCUCAAUCCAAUAAAUCUCUCAUGCCAAUAUUUCUAUAAAAACUCAUAACCUAAUGUGACUAAAUUUCCUUUAAAGUCUUCUUGACAAUGUAUUCAUAAAAUAAAAUUUCCUCCACAGCAAUGAUACACGGAUACAGACAUUUUAAGUAUUGUCAACAAUCGAAAUGUAAUCACCACAAACAAAACAAAUUCCAUUUUCAAUUUCAUUCCAUAUCAUCCUUACGAUUUUUCUUCCAUAUUUAGACUGGAAUUGUAAGCAAAAGUACAUGCAAAGAAUUAUUGGAAGACGAUCCGUAAGUAUACCCUCCGUUUCUAACUAUUAAUUUUAAUUAAUUGUUUAAAGAUUGGCAUCAGCAUUUAAUUUUUCGCAAACAAGCCCAGACAUAGGCCAGAUAUUCCUCAAUGUUGAAGCAAGCUGGAAACACUCUUUUCAAUUUUUAGAGAAAAUUAUAAUCGGACAAUUGUAUAUAUAUCACAGGAACUGAACACCAGCAGCAUAUAUGAAAUGCAACUGUUCGUGCGGUACCAUCUGAGUGCGAUACUAUAGAACACUUCAGUAUUCGAACCAGAAAUAAAUGUUAUAUUAUAAUACCUUUCUUUUCAGCAAUCUCAAGAACGGAAUCUACUAUCUGCAAGCCAAAGCUUCUUCACAAAAAUAUCCAGUUUACUGUCACAUGACCGCAAUUCCGGGAUGUGGGAAAGGAGGUUGGACACUAGUUAUGAAAACAGACGGAGAUAAGGUAUAUUUGACUUAGAAAUAUCGAUGACAGUCAAACUGAUGAUGACAGUCAAAACUGGCUAACUCUCUCUCAUAUUGUUCCGACCUAAUUUACAACUUUGGAUAAUUUGCAUGGCUGGUUGUUAUUAAAGAGUAUAUAUAUACUAUUAUAAUAUAGCAUUUGUAAAUUCUGAACGCUGAUUUGCUAAGAGCCGUGUUGGCAUAACUCAAUGUCAACACGGAAACGUCGGAAAAUUUCUUUCUUUAUAUUUCUUUCCACACAAUUUCUCGUUUUCCCAAUUUCCACUCGUGUUGAUAUAACUGUAUAUCAACACGGAAAAUGUUUUAUAUUUGUUAAGUAUAAAAUUACCUAUGUAUAGUCACAGAUGAUAGAUAAUACGAGAUGAAUCACUGUGUAUCUAUCCCUAUGAUUUUCGUGUCCGCGAUUUUCGCGAGUCUAUCACGCCAGAUGACGCGUGCGACACUUACUGCCAAAAUGGCGCUUACUGCCAAAAUGCGUGAUUGCUCAAGUUUCACGGCGUGGAUUACACUUACUGCCAAAAUGGCGGCCAACGCGUGCUCAUAAAAAUCGCGGACACAAUUUUGGCUGAGUGAGUCAUCUGGUAUUAUCUAUCAUCUGUGGUAUAGUGCAACCACGUUCCAGGCUUGGUAAUGAUGAUAGUUGUAUAAGCCUUUCACUCGAUCAUACAAUCAGUUCCAAUUUUUAUUUUCACUUCACUCUAUAUGGCUAUAUUCCUGUUAAUUGGACAAUACUGACGUGGAAUGUGAAUUAUCAAAAUUGUGAAUGAAGUUUACAAAACAAGCGUUAGACUAAGUCAUGCAGAUGCAGAAUGGAUUUUUGUCGACAUCCAAUUCUUGUUAAAAACUUCAAAAACUCAUUAGUAAUUCAUGAAGCAAUUAUCCAAUCUUGAGUAAGAAAUUAGUCACGUGCACACGUCUUUAUACCAGCUAAAGAACACUUUAACAAAAGACCAUUGUUAUGCAAACUAUGUAAAGAUUUUUAUAUAAAGAUUUUUAUAUAAAGAUUUGACUUAUUAUGCAAACGUUUUUGAAGCCAUUUAAAAAACUCGCAGCAGUCGUGUUUUAUUAGGUCUAAAGCCACUCGCGUUGCGCGCUCGUGGCUUUAAACCUAAUAAAACACUCCUGGUCGUUUUUUAAAUAGUACUUAAAUACCGGUACUUGUCACUAUUGAUCAAGUUUCAAGAUUCAUGGUGCAUCUAUAAAGCAUAGUAGCUAUGGUACGUGUCAAGGGUAUGCAUGGAAGCACCUGAAAAUAUAUGCAAAAGGUUGACGUUGCGAGCGGAAGUCCUUUUUCGAAACGUCGAAAUUUUAAUUUGCUUAUAUUUUUUAGGUAGUUAACAUCCUAAACACCGCAGCUACUGUAUUUGUUAUCGUCUCUAUUUACACUGACACAAGAUUGCAUUUAAAACAGGAAAACGAUAACGAAAAUUUAACUUGGAUAUAGCUUACUAUAAUAUAUCACUAAACAAAAAUACUGCUUUUCUAAUUAUUGUAGCAAACGUUUGGCUAUGAUUCCCCUUACUGGACGAACAAAGAAGGUUAUGCAGUUGAAGAUGGACUUGAAGGACUAACAGAGAAAGAAAGUAAACUAGCCUCUUACUGGAACACUCCUUUCAAGAAAAUAUGUCUUGGUAUGACCGUUAAUGGUGACAGAAAAUGGAUGGUGUUAGAUAACGAAGCAAGUUCGCUGUAUAGUUUAAUGGAAGAUGGAAAGUACAGGUUCACAUCCGCUGGAAGGGAUGCAUGGAAGUCGCUGAUCGCAGGAUCAUCUUUACAACCAAACUGCAAUAAAGAGGGCUUCGGUGUCUUUUACAACGGGAGAAUUGAAAUGUGCAUCGGAUUCACAGCAAACAAAUGACAAUGAUUGUUUAUCGCCUGAUUCUUGUAUUGGGUUUGGCAUUUUUUACAAAGCUUGUUAUAAAACGAAAUUGAGUAUAACAUGCGGUAAUAUUGCACUGUGUAAAGAAAACGAUAAUGGAAAAAAACGAACUGUGGCAUUUGGCUACAUUUUAGUUCAGUAGUUACCUUAAUUUAAUUGCAACCAUGCAUGCUUUUAAGUAAUUUUGGAAGAUAGAAAAUCAAGGAAAGGUAUUAAAUUACGUCUUGCUACAAUGUCUGAUUCGUAAAGAGUUAUAAUUAAUGUAUAAAAAUUAUACAACUCCAUACACCAUUUUCCAUUUCUGCAAACACAAAAUUUAAUAGUGGAAUCAGCUUUAAUAUAAUCUUUAAUUAUAUCGUAAUCUUUUCCACAAAUGUAAUAAACAUACUAUGCAUUUUCGUUGAAAAUAUUAUAACUUUUACAAAAUGCAGCAAGUAUGGAAUAUUAUAAUUCUCACUGAUGUCUAUUGAAAUCAUUAUAUAUUAAAGGUAUAUGCAUGCAUGGAUGUUCAACAUUGUAAAAUAUUAAAAAAAAUAAUAUACAUGCUGAGAAUUUUACACUUUAGUUAUAUGCCGACAAGCAAUGUUUAUUGAAUGUUAAUUUUCAUUUUAUUGCACGCAAAUGUAUAUGUUAAUAAAACUAUAUAUGCUAUAUAAUAAUUAUGCGCUAUAAUAUUUUGUUUUAUUUAUGCAUAGAGAGAAAGACAAAUUAUAAAGCGCAAUUUAAUUGCACGGCACAUCAGUUUUAAAAAUUUUAAUUUGACAACAUGUUAUAUGGGUCAUGUUCGGUAAACAAUAAAUUAUAACCUCCAUGAAUGCAUGUAUGUAUGAAACGAGAAAUAUAUCUAUACGUUCACUCAAGCCAACCAUGAGAAGAAACAAGGAAUAAUUAUCAUCUAUAUAUAUAGGUAGCCUAGUGUUAAAAUGUCACAACUUCAAGUUUGGUGUCUGUCUUUGAAAAUUUUCUUCCUGAAACCAGAUCGUUCUAUUUUUGUCCGCUUGCACUUUUGUUUGUUGAUGUUUUUUAAUUUCCAAACUUUUGGACAUGCAAUCGACUUUUGCUAUGAUGGCUCUAAGGAAGGUAAGUUUUGACGAUCUGCGAUUAAUUUUACCCUUAAGGCCGGCGCUAGAUAUACACCUGAGAAGGCAUAUCAGAGUUUUGAGGGGAAAGUAUACAUGGGCACCUCAUGCAGACAGUAAAGGUUGUUUUCUUCAAUGGUGACGCGUGCACCGCAUCUGGCGGAUAUCAUCAGUGUUGGGCAACAUCGUUGACGAAACAAAGAAGUAUACGCUAUAUAUACGUUUCGUUACGAUAUGCUUAAAAUAGAAAAUAGGCUUAUAGGUGUAAACGGCUAAUAGGUCAUAGCUUUUCUCAUCACUUGUUGGAUUAUGGAUUUUGGUGCCAUCUCUUAGUCAGAAUUCUAGAAUUGGGGAGUGUUUCUAAAUUUUAAGGGUGUGUAUAUAUAAAUAUGCCAAUUGCCUAGCAUAUAGUCAUACAGAAGCACGAUUUCAGUUAUGCCCGCCAACAGUAUGUGUGUCAGUGGUUGUUCUAUUCUUUACAACCAAAUACAAAAAGAGCAUACGCUCAUACUGACAUUAUAUUACAAUAAGUAAUUUUAGGAACUCUUUGGGGAUAUUCAAAGCUAAUGCAUGCAUGCGGUUCCCAUGUAACCUAUAUCCAUCAAAACAUAAACACACAUUACGACUCAUCGCGAAAAUUCAGGUUUUUACCGCACUUCAUGCAAUUUUGAAAAAACGUGAGUUUUGAAAAAUUCUUGAUACAGAUAUAGCACAAGUUAUUUUAUUUGAAACUUGGUAGUUGCAAUAAUUCGCGUUUUUGUGAAUUCUACAUCAGAAAUUUUGGCGAAACAAGAAGAAGUUCGGUAAAAUCAGGCAUAAAUGAAGGGAAGCAAAUUCUGCAUGCAUGCAUGUCUGUUGUAAGUGCAUGGCAACACUCUAUUUUAUGAAUCUAUUUAACCAAGAUAAAUAACGAAUUAGCCGUUUUCGCUAUAGUUAACCUUUUUUAUAUUUUUACCGGACUCUGGCAACACGGCCUUGCAGUUAAGACCCUGAGUCUGGGUGGGCGGCGCCCGGCGAAAAGAGAAAAGAAAACACGAUGUAUAGCAUGUACAUUAGGGACCAGUCAUUAUUUAUGGUGGGGGGUGGCACCGAAGAGAAAUGUUUUUCGUGUCGAAAAUUUUGCUGAUCCAACCAUUAGAAAGUCAAAAAUUUGAUUACCCAACCUCAAAUAUCAAUUAGAAAAUAAAUACCCACCCCUGGCCAAAACCUUUACAAAAGGAUACCAUUCAGUUGUCGCACAUGUCCUUUACCACUUCUGUGACACGAGUUUGAUAACGGCUUGUGCAAUUUUCUGCAGUCUAAAGUUUCAUGUUGUCUGCACAUGUACUUUCUUUGGAGACACCAUUUGUCUCCCAACAAAUCGGAAAAUGAUCAAGAUAGACAAGAGAGUGACUCUGAUUGAUUCACAAUUGUAUUUACAUAUGACUGUUGACAUUGCUUUUCAGUCUCCAAUAUUUAAGUGAGUCGUGCUUUGGAAAUGACAAUAAUUUUUUAUUACCCAACCUUUGAGUUGUUUUGUUUAUCAUUUACCCAACCUUUUACUUACUCAAAAAAUUUUUACCCAACCCUUUUCUCUUCGGUGCCACCCCCCGCCUUAAAUAAUGACCGGUCCCUUACAAAGUUGAAGAAUAGAUGGUUAUAACUUUAUUUACUAGUUCAUUUCUCACCUAGCUUUAGAAAACACACGACCUGGGAAAUCCAAUGUCCAACCAAAAUAAUUUAAAUACAAUCUUUAACCCUUUCAGGUCGUCGUUUGGACAGUGAAGUGAUCAAAUUUGUUCACGCCCAGUCUGGAGUGGAUUGUAUCCUUCAAUGUAUGCUUCAAGAUAAAUCAUGCAGGUCUGUAAACUUCAGAAAAACCUGCGCAGAUAACAAUGGUACUGAAAAUUGUCAGUUACUUCACGACGUUGCUUCAGAAUAUCCAAAACUUUUACACGAAGAUGAACUCUUUGAUCAUCUCAUAUUACUUCAACCCAACAGAGUGAGUAUGAAUGGAACUUUAUCUAAUGUUUGUUUUUCACUUGAAUCGAAUGUUAUCAAACACAUUAAGUAAGCAAGUGGGGUUCUGCCAAAUUGAACAUCCUUAUACUUGAAUACAGCUCAACCUGAAAGAGUCGAUCGACUCUGAGCCUUCGAAGGCUUUCUAUAAGGGUGCCUUCUUGGCAGCCACCUUACAACUCAUGUUUGAUCACUGAGGACAGCAACGGAAGACAGGGGCUAAUCCUAACCCGCCCAUUCUCUGUGAGUAUACCUCGAGAAAACAACGCACGCACGACUUUCGGCAGACUCUUUCGCAUAAUUGACAUGAGACCGCAACAAAAAUCGAACCAACGAUCUCCGGAGGUGAAAGGUGCUUUCCCUGACGAUUGUGCCACUAAAGUCCCUGUUGUCAACGUGUGUCCUGAAUGCACAAUAUUUCGAAAAGAGGAAAGGCAAACACAAUUUCGCACGAAUUGGUCUUUUCAAGCAAUCUAAAAAGCAUCGCUAUAUAAAGAAGCGCCUCCGCAAAAACUCAUGACACAUAUAUCGCCACUACAGGCGAAUAACGUCUUCAAUUUAAUUCCUUACGCAUUUUUUCCCUUCUAUAUAUGUAGAUUGGAAUUGUAAGCAAAAAUAGUUGCCAAGAAUUGUUAAGGGAAGACCCGUAAGUAUCCUAGAUUUUUGCUUUUUCUAAACGUUUUUCACGUCCUGGGCCUCAGGCGACGAUGUAAGGUUCAACUAUAACGUUUCCUGCUUGAUGAUUUGAUGAUUCCACUAUAUCUUGGAAUCUUGAUAUCUUAAUGAUUCCACGAUAUCUUGGAAUCUGUGGCAAGUGGUAAAGAAGUUGAUUAUAUUGCACCCUGGUUGGACCCAAGUUGGAAUACGCGAGUAAUGCCUAGUCCCCUAAUACCAUCAAGCAUCGCUCGAUAAUUGACAAUGUUCAGCGCCGAGCGACUGAGAUUAGUCCAACAUACUCAUGAUGCAAGCUUUGCUUUUUUUCACAACCAAAACAUCGUAUUAAAGAGUAAACUGGGAUUGGACUACUUUUAGACUGGGAAAAUGGGAUUUGGGAUUGGAAUGAUCAGACAAAAAAUGGGAAUGGGAAAACCAUAUACCAUUACAAAGCCAGAGUUAGUAAAUAGCUUUAAGAAAAGCUAUGGAGCAAGAGUCGGGGGGGGGGAUCGCAUUCUGCCUUUCUCAUUCUGCAUUUUUCCGCAAUUGCGAUUUACUGUUUUUCUUAUACAUGGCGUGGGCUUGGUUCGUCAUGUAAGUGUAUGUAUAUUGCAUGCUACUGAGUCUAAUUAAUUGUAUAGGAAGUGAAAGGUAUUUAUAGACUUCGAACAUUUUGAUUGACAAUGCUGGAGAUAAAAUAAAUGCGUUUAAUUGUGUUUCCAAGUCAACACAUGCAUGGAUGACAAUGACGAAUACUUGCUCUACUUCAGCUCUAGGGUCUUCUUUCAAUUUGACAUUUUGGACUGGGAUUAUAAUAAAAACUGCAUGGUUGGGAAAUGAUAUAUAGAGAAAAAAGGGACGAAAAAUGGAAUAAAAACCCGUUUACACUACGCUCAAUUUUGGUACCCGUACCAUUAAAAGCCAAGCAUGGAUAAAUUUGGUACGAGUACCAAUUUUAUCCCUGCGGUACCAAAAAUUGAGCGUAGUGUAAACGGAGAAUAUUCCGCUUCAGGACCCUCUAUUAUCAACAUGCAAACGUGCCAAGAACUUAUAAUCUGAUAGCUUAAUAUCGAAGCAAUGGAACCAUUGAGUGAAAUCUGCUCUACCAAUAACCCCAAAUAAAUUUUACCACAUUAGCAAUAUUCUUUUCAGCAAUCUUAAGGACGGAAUCUACUAUCUACAAGCCAAGGCUUCAUCGCAAAAAUAUCCAGUUUACUGUCAAAUGACUGGGAUACCUGGAUGUGGAGGAGGAGGCUGGACACUAGUCAUGAAAACAGAUGGAUAUGAGGUGUGUCAUGAGACUUUUCAGUUUUCAUUCUUAAAUGUUUAAGAAAAAACUUUACUACUGUAUAAACGAAAUAGGCAAACACAUUGUUCAAUGUAUAGAGAUGCCAUACAACUAUUUAUUAAAUCCCGAAAUAAAUUAUCUACUUAUUUUAUUAUCAGCAAACAUUUGGCUAUAGCUCGACUUUGUGGACGAACAAAGAGAGUUAUGCAGUUGAAGAUGGACUUGAAGGACUACCAGAGAAAGAAAGUAAACUGGCCUCUUAUUGGAACACUCCUUUCAAGAAAGUAUGUCUUGGUAUGACCGUUAAUGGCGACAGAAAAUGGAUGAUGUUAGAUUACGAAGCAAGUUCGCUGCACAGUGUGAUCGCAGACGGAAAAUACCGAAGCACAAGCGCAGGACGACCUGCAUGA
Paramuricea clavata is the source of this 25475-nucleotide messenger RNA. NCBI's taxonomy places the organism in Eukaryota, Metazoa, Cnidaria, Anthozoa, Malacalcyonacea, Plexauridae. The record is from the annotation of a GenBank genome assembly.